GACGAGGGGGAAGGUGCACAGUGGGAGGAACGAGGUUCGGGGAGAUGGGGGGGGGUGGGAGGCUCGGGGAAAUAGGGGGGAAGAGGGAAAGAUGGGGGAUAGGAUGUUCGGGGAGGAUGACGAAGAGCCGCAGUGAGCCUGUAAAGAAGCACUUCACGGAGGUGGGAGACAGCGGCAGAGCCGACAAGGGUAACAAACAACGGAUCUGCGAUUACUGUGACAAGCAUGUGGCCGAGACAGCGCGCAGGGCAAGGGACCAUUUCUUGAAGGGUUCGCGAUGCGAUGUCGAGCGCCUGCGAGGUGUUGUGCCGAGAGAAAAGUACUCGAUGAGGUUGAAGGGGAGAUUGGCUGCGAGGUCAGAGUUGGGAGUCAUUAUGGGAGAGAUUGCAGAGGGAGAGUCAUCAGAAGACGACAAUGAGCAGCAGACCGUGGAAGUCGGAGUUGUCGAUCGGUCGAAGAUUGCGGCGGGGCUUCGUCGUGCGACUCCCCAGUCGUCCACAGGUGUAGUCGGGCUCCGUCAAACGACGAUCGAGGACAGUGUUGUUGUGAUAACGCUUGAUGGUUGGAUAGAUCACCAACAAAGACCACACAUCAACGUGAUGGUCUCCUUCCCGAAGGGCUCUAUCUUUUGGCGAAGUGUGUGCAUAUCACGGCGCAACAAAGGCGCCUCGGCAUACUGUGGCAUUUUGAAGAGGGCAAUAGAGGAAAUAGUUGCGGAGGCAGUGGUGGGGGUCGUUAUGGACAAUGUUGUCGUUUGUGCAGCUGCGGGGCGAAUGGUGGAAGCAGAUUACCCGCACAUUUUCUCAGUCUCAUGCACAACGCACUCGCGCGACCUCAUUUUCGAGUCUUUCGCGAAGAUCACGUGGGUGGGCGAAGUUAUUAAAAGGGCGUCAGAGGUAGCAAAGUUUUUCACGAACCUUUCGCGGGUACGGGAUCUCCUCAUCCACUACUCCAAUGGCGGUGUCGUGGCAAAACCGGGUGCGACCCGAUUUGCCAUGAACUUCAUCAUGUUCUCGAGCCUGCAGGGGUUGUACUUGCCACUGCGAACGGUGACGCAUGUCAUCUUCAACGACACCUUCUGGGCAGAUAUCGAGAAGGUGAUGCGAACGUCUAAGCACCUCCUCAAGCUUCUGAAGUUAGUCGAUGGCACGGGUCCCCGUAUGGACAGCGCAGUGGAGAAACUGAGGGAGAGCACACACUUCACGGAAGCGGAAAAGGACGAGCUAGAGGUUAUCAUCAUGCGGCGCUGGAAUACAAUGACUUCACCACUGCAUUGUGCUGCGCUGUUUUUGGAUCCGGAGUAUAGAGCGUCGCGACCGGAAACUGAUGCAGAGAUUGUGGACGGGUUUUGGAGAUGGCUUUACUCGUGGUGCAAGGAGGCUGCGUAUAUGGAGGUUGACGUGGAGGUUUGUGAUGAAGAAGUUGAGGAUGUGGAAGGUGGGCAUUUGGAAGGGGGUCCUGCACCCGCACGGGCGACAAGAAAGCGGGGACGACCGUGGAAAGCGCCCGUGGAAGAGGAGGAGGCUGGAACUAGAAGGGGGACACGGAAGCGGGAACGUUUGCAGAUGCAGCCCGCCGAAGAGGAGGUGGAAGCAGCGCUUGAAAAUACGAGCAGCGCUGACAAACAUGGCAGCAACGACGGAAGCAGCAGCAGCGACGAAAGCGGGGUUGAGCAUGAUGAAAAUGACGGGAGCGGCCGCAGCGGAGGUGCGCGUGAUGGCAGCGGCAGCAACGAUGAAAGUGAAGGCGGUCGUGGCAGUAGGGAUGGCGGCGAGAAAGAUGGGAGGUCGUCGGAGGAAGAGGACGACUCCGAAUGCGAAGGCCGGAAGGAAGAUGGGAGUUCGUCGGAGGCAGAGGACGACUCUGAAUGGCAUUUUUGCUGGAAUUCGUUCAACAGCUGAACUCUUUCAAGUUUUGCAUUCAAAAAGUUCAAACUACAUUUGCUGGUUGCGCCUGUUGAAUGUGUUUGUUGAGUGUGUUUGUUUAAUGAACUGUAGACAGUCUG
Messenger RNA from Chara braunii, 2005 nucleotides. Lineage: Eukaryota; Viridiplantae; Streptophyta; Charophyceae; Charales; Characeae. The record is from the annotation of a GenBank genome assembly.